Molecule: messenger RNA, 3606 nt
Organism: Blepharisma stoltei
Lineage: Eukaryota; Ciliophora; Heterotrichea; Heterotrichida; Blepharismidae
Source: the annotation of a GenBank genome assembly
AUGUUGCUCAAAACCCCAUCUCCGCAUAGUCAACAGCUCUCAUUAAUACCAAUAAUCAACAGAAUUCGUGUUAGAGCUUCAGGCAAAAAAUCUCGCAGUCCUUCCCAUUCAAUUCGGUCUAGAAAAAAUUCAAGUCCAAAAAUAAACAAAUCAUUCGCAGCUUAUGAAGAUGUUUCUCCUCUUGCAAGAAUUAGAAAUAAUUCUCUCCGGAGACAAAGCAAUAGCUCUGUAUGUGAAAUGAAAUCUUUUAGAUCUAGAAAACAAAAAUUUAAAUCAGAAGUCGUUGAGGAUUUAUUCAACACUUUCGACUCACAUAUUGAAACUGCAAAAGACGCUAUAAGGGAUAAGCAGUUCUUAAAGGCAAAAGGAUUUUUAAAAGAAAUCCUCAUGAUUGACCAUGAAAACGUAGCUGCACUUUAUAAUAAAGCUAUUUGCCAUGCAAAUUUACAUGAAUAUGAAUCUGCAAUUUCAGAUUUCCAUGCAGUAUUCAAGCUGAACCCAAAAUAUUCCAAAAAUGCGUAUUUGGAAAUGAGCAAGUGCUAUGCAGCACUUAAUGAUAUAAAUUCUGCCUUGAAGUGAAUUUCGAAUGGACUUUCGAAAUUUCCUAAAUUCUCUGAAGGGUAUAUAGACAGAGGCUAUCUUUUUUUGAAGCAAGGGAGAUAUGAAAAAGCUUUGAAAGAUUUUGCCCAGGCUUUGAAGCAAAAUUUUGAUAAAGCUCAUACAUUUCUUGCAAUGGCAGAUUGCUUUUCUGGAAUCGGCGACAAUGAAUCUGCAAUAAAGAUUUUAACAAAAGCUCUAGCCCUUGAAGAUUGCCCUCCAGAAGUAGCUUUAAAAAGAGCCAAAAUUUAUAAUUCAAUCGGCAAUUUUACUGAAGCUAUUGAAGAUCUAGAUCUAUAUCUUUCGUUAAAGCCUGACAGCUCAGAAGCAAACUUUGAAAAAGGUCUAAUGAUGCUGAAGAUUAAUAAAAUAUCUGACGCAACCUUAUGUUUUGAACAAUGCAUAAAAUUUGACAAAGAGAGAUCAUAUUUAAGCCAGGCAAUAUUCCACCUUGGCACUAUAAAAAUCAAGGAAAAAGAUUUUUACGGAGCUUUGUACACAUUUAAAAGAAUAAAUUCAGAAGAUGAAGAUCAGAGCCAAAAAAGUUUAAGAAUUUAUGCAGAAUCAGUAAUAGAACUUAUAAAGCGAAAUUUUGAAGUAGGAAUAAAAUCAUUUUCAAAGCUGAUUAAGAGAAAUGAUAGUGUCAUAAAUGAGUAUUUGAGCAGCUGCUAUAAUUGUCGAGCAUAUGGGUACAUUAUGCAGAGAGAUUAUGAUAAAGCUUUAAAAGACUUCAGGAAAUCCUGUCUAAUUGCAAAGCUUGACAGGCCUUCAAAGUUCAAUCAAUGCCUCUGCUUAGGAAUGAAAUUAAUUAUUGAAGAUGAUGUCAAGCAGGCUGCCCAACAGUUUAAAAAGGCUCACAAGUUAUUUCCUAGAAAUCCAGACCCUUAUAUUUUAAAUGCGUCUUUAUUGCUUUGCCAUGUAAAAAGUGAGAACACUGAUCAUAUGAAAACUUUGAAAAUGGUUAAUGAUCUUGUAGAAAAAGCACUAAAAGGCCGUGAACAUGAUUAUGAGAUAUUAUAUUAUCGAGCAAUAAUAAAAUAUUUAAACAAAGACUGGUCUGUAGGGCUUGAUAGCGUUAAUAAUGCCAUUUCAGAGUCAGAAAAUAAUGAUGCUGAGCACUACCUUUUAAGAGGGCUAAUCUAUGCAAGCUUAGGUCUCUAUAAAGAAGCUAUUGAUGACUUUUCUGUUUGUUGUCAAAUAGAUGAAUCUUUUAAAGAUGCAUAUUAUUACAGGGCCAGAUGCCUAUUUCUCAGUGGAGAUUCUAAUAAGGCUUUUGAAGAUUUUCAAAAGUAUAUUAAUGAAAAUAACGAUGACCCUCAAACUCAUAUACAAGCAGGAAACAUUUUUAUGAUUAUUGGCUCAGUUCAAGAUGCAAUAAAUGCUUUUAAUUUUGCGAAUAGUCUUAGCUUUAGCUAUGAAACAAGCUACCAGAUUGGGAUGUGCCAAAUAAUCCUCAACAAUUUAGAUGAAGCUUACAAUGAGUUACUUAAAGUGUCAAAUCUCAAGCCAAGCAAAUCCUUGCAGCAAGAUAUUGCUAUAUUAAAAUACCUAAAAGAGCUUCUUGAAAAACCAUUUGAUAAAGCAAAUUUCCAAAGAGCCAGCAAUUAUAUGUCUGAAUUACUAGAAGACAAUACCAGAGAAAUAUUUGAUAAUAAAAGUUUAAGACUUUUUAAAGGCGUUUUUCUUAUGUACUCUGAGCUAUAUGAUCAAGCCAUCUAUGAGUUCCAAACAAUUUUAGAUGCAAUCCAAGUUGACAACAUCGAAAAUCUCCCUCCUGAAGACGCGAUCUCCAUUGAAGAAGAAAAUUGUGAAGUCCUCUAUAAUAUCGCAGUCUGUAAUAUUAGUGUAAAGCAAAUUUAGUUAAACCCAAAUCACGCUUUGCUGAUUUUUCAAGAUUUAUCAGAAAUCCUUAACAAUCAGCAUCGAGGAAGCAUGCUAUUUUUAGCAGGCGUCGUAGAGAAGUCUUUGAAUAAUACAGAGUCCAGUGAGAAAUAUUUCAAUGAGUCUUUAUUAUGCGACCCUUCUUUGUAUAGUAAUUUCAGUAGCAAUGAAUCGUCUAUUGUUCUUCCUUUGAAUACCAGUAAUCCAUUUGCUCUAUUAUUUCCUUUAAUUGAUUUACCGUUUAAAAACUUGCCGAAAAUCCAGAUAAGGCCUUCAAUAUCAUUGCCGAGAAUUAAAGUGCCGGUAAUGAAAUUUGAAGUGGAAGAAAAGGCAAAGCAACUCCUGAGUGUUGAAAAACUCAAACUGAAAUUAGAAGCGCCUUGACUCUAACUAACUAAUUAAUUAUAACGUUUAACGUCCACUACGGGGUAGACUAUCCCAGGCCCGCCACUUGCCUUUCGCCGCAUCGGGCCCACGAGUUGCUGGGCCAACCCGUCUCGAUCACCAAGGUGCGCCUAGGGCAAAUGUCACCGGCUUCGACGGCUCAUGAGUGAGCUACUGCUUCUGGACAUGGGUUGCCUUUCCGAAAAUCAAAAAAAAAUGGAUUUUCUGGUCGGCUCUCGGCAAAAAGGAAAAACAUGCAGCCUGGGACGUAACGCCCAGUUUCACGCUAGGGAGUUGCCCGAUUGGUCUUUUAGGACUCUGCUGGGCUUCCCCUUUCCAACUGACAUGCCUUCCUUCCCCACGAGGAAAAAAACCAACCCUGAGAAUAGACUUGGGCUAGGCUCUGAACACAACCAGAAUUGCUUACCUAGCAUUGCUGUCCCUCUCCGAGCUGGCAAAACCUUGCCGGAUAUAAUUAAAUAUGAGUCGAGGCUGCAUGGCCGGGAGGCCAUGCCCAGACGAAGACGCCAUAUUUAAUUAUUCGAAGCGCCUUGACUCAAUAGGGUUCAUGGGUCAAUACAGUUUACAGACGAAGUUAUUACUUUGGAAAACGAACCUAGUGAUGGGUCUGAAGAAGAAACGGCAGCGAAUGUUACAAAUGUGACAGACUUUGAAGCUACUGAACUCAAUCCACGAAAAAUUAAAUCAAUGACUCCACUUAAAAGUUCUUUGACUCCUACAUAA